GAAGAAAGCGAUUUGACUCAUUGCCUUUACGUCACUUCCGUGCUUCAAGAAGCUAAACGUUGCGCGACGAAAUUGCCACUGCCGAUAUAUGCAUUCACUGGCUUUGAAUAUUUUCCAUUGCAACCUCAUUCGUAUUACAUUUAUCAAGAUUUACUCAAUUCACUAAGGAAAUCUUAUGAUUUGGGAGUAAAUGGCGCAAUCAUUUGGUCAACAUCUACUAAUAUGACGGCACGAUGUGAUGGUAUCGGAGAAUAUGUUGAAGGAUAUCUUGGUCCAGAAGUUUCUAACUUGAACUCUAAACAUGCAAUGACCACGUCGGAUUACAACUCUGUCUGUGAAAUGAAAGAUGGCUUUACAAACUAUUGCUGUUAUGAGAACAUGAAACAACACCCUUCAACAUCUACAACAAAAUCUAUGUAG
Molecule: messenger RNA, 420 nt
Organism: Cercopithifilaria johnstoni
Lineage: Eukaryota; Metazoa; Nematoda; Chromadorea; Rhabditida; Onchocercidae
Source: the annotation of a GenBank genome assembly